Penicillium subrubescens is the source of this 966-nucleotide messenger RNA. RefSeq lists its product as uncharacterized. The record is from RefSeq and is a predicted model, not a curated record. NCBI's taxonomy places the organism in Eukaryota, Fungi, Ascomycota, Eurotiomycetes, Eurotiales, Aspergillaceae. Bases 1 to 966 code for a protein of 321 amino acids. The transcript has a single exon.
AUGCUUGGUCCAAUUUCGUUACACCAUCGUACCGCUCAGAAUACACCCUUAAUAGUGCCAUAUCUACCAAUCAACGAAGGACCCACCCUGUAUGAGCUGGAGGGUGUCAGCCGGCUGGCGUUUGCGAUUGCAGAUAUGGUCUGCCUCAUCUGGGACAGACCCAACCCCACGGAUGUUGAGAUCGAAAUCGAUGUCCCGGACUUCCAGUACUACUGGUCUAUCUAUGAUUUCUAUCGCUCUGGGCUUAUCGACACUAGCUUAGUGUGUGAGUGGAUGGAGCUGGUCGACGAGAGACACAAUCAAAUGGGAGCCAUUAUGAUAGCGGCUAUCAAGUCGCUUCUACGCAGUCAAUUUCUAAGUCUGGACAUCGAAAAACUACGUAUCAACAUAACGUCUGGGGCUGAAACAGCAAGCUCGCUCAUAAAGAAGUGCCUGACGUAUGGUAUUUUUCCGUCAGUACAGGGGAUUAUCUCCUCUCUUCACUCUUGCCCGAUGUACGGCGUCUUAUGGCAGGAUUUCUUCACGAAUCUUGAUCCAGAUGAGCCGAUGGCGACAGUAACCGAUAUCUGCAGGCUGACGUAUGUCUUCAAAGCGGUUCGACCAGCCCUUAGGCGACGAAGAUUCGACAAAACGCACAUGAUUUUACAAGUGGACGAUAUCGGCGAGCACCGGAUUUUUGACAGAGCUGAGGCAAUCCUCAAGGCCUAUAAUGGUGAUGGAUCGCUGAGCCUAGUUGAAAAACGAUCUGUCAUGAUCGGCCUUUUCCCGCUGCACAGAAUCAGCAUGGCCCACCUGGCACAUGGCAAGGCUCUGUACGUCCAUGCUCCGCUGGAUAGAUUGUUCUUUGACAGAGCGACGGGGGAGUCUAUCACGAUCAUGAAGAUGAUCAGCCUUACCUACGGUGUAAGGAUUGCGAAAACGGUGCAGAAGGCCUUUUCCCAGAACUGUCUCCAUCCUGGCAACUGA